This is a messenger RNA of Boeremia exigua, 1851 nucleotides long. RefSeq names its product major facilitator superfamily domain-containing protein. Lineage: Eukaryota; Fungi; Ascomycota; Dothideomycetes; Pleosporales; Didymellaceae. The coding region runs from base 1 to 1851 and encodes 616 amino acids. The transcript is spliced from 7 exons. The record is from RefSeq and is a predicted model, not a curated record. Gene Ontology annotation, molecular function: transmembrane transporter activity. Gene Ontology annotation, biological process: transmembrane transport.
AUGGAGUCCGCAGAUUUAGAGCGGACUUAUUCCCGCGAUCAACAGCAACAGCGGCUGAACGAUGGCUAUCACGUCACAACGCCGGUGGCGCUCGUGAGAAGCACGACCUCACGCAGCGUGAGGAGCGUGAGAAGCGCUCGAAGUCAGCAAAGUCGGAAGGGUCACUAUGCAGAAGGGUCUCGUACGGAUCGAUUGAGAAACCUCGAGAAAGAGGUAGACUCAGCGUCUGAUUUUGAGAAAGCCGAUGCAGACGGAAUCGAGGAGGUUGUGGUUCCGCCUCCGUCAAGCACGGCUUCAAGAGCAGGCUCCCAUUCAGAUGAAUCCAACGCUUCUCAUGGAGAGCCCAAGAAAAUCAUUCGGUUCAAGGAUGGUGACCCUGAAAACCCUGACAAUUGGCGACAGGUCAAGAAACUAUACGCACUUUUUGUGGCCAUCAUGAGUGUGAUGAACAGCACAAUUGGCUCCUCACUACCCGCUGGUGCGACAGGACCCAUCUCACAGCAUUUUGGGGAAACGAACGAAUACAAGCUCAUCCUACCUACCUCAAUGUAUCUCGUUGGUUAUGUCUGUGGACCUAUGAUCUGGGGGCCGCUUUCGGAGUCGUACGGUCGCAAACUCGUGAUGAUGAUAUCGUUCGCCAUAUUCACUGUCUUCUCCAUCACCUCAGCUGUGUCGCCAAACUUCGCGGCCCUCGUCAUUUUCAGAUUGCUUGUUGGUAUUGGUGGCAGCUGUGCGAUAAGUGUUGUUGGCGGGAUUUGCGCAGAUAUUUACCACGACCCGAAAAGUCGAGGGAGGAGCAUGGCAGGCUUCAUGGCUGCGACAACCUUUGGGCCAAUCCUCGGACCGCCGAUCUCCGGCUAUAUCUCAGUCGUCUCGUGGGCUUGGGGGUUCUGGGUAGGAGCCAUUCUAGCGGGUGUCACCUGGCCGCUGUUUAUCUUCCUGCCUGAGACGUAUGGUCCAGUGAUUUUGAAGCACCGUGCGCAGAGAAUGCGCAAGGAGACAGGCGACGAGAGCAUCAUCGCUCCCAUUGAACUGGAAAAGACGGAUUUCAACCACAUUGUCACCGUGAUUCUGACGAGACCUAUACGCAUGCUGUGCUUCGAGCCGUUGGUGCUAUUCACCUGCUUGUACUUGAGCUACGCAUACGCCAUCUUCUACAUCUACCUCCAAUCCUACCCCAUCAUCUUCACCGGCAUCUACGGCUUCACGCCCGGCGAACAGGGCCUGACCUUCCUCCCCAUCGGCGUCGGUGCCCUGAUCUCCGCUUGUUUCUAUCUCACCUGGGACUGGUACCUGGCGCGCGCGCAACGACUCAACAAGCCGUGGAGCCGCAACGAGGAAAUGGUCCGCUUGCCGCUGGCGUGCAUCGCGGGGCCCUUCUUCGUCAUCUCGAGUUUCUGGCUCGGCUGGUCCGCCCGGGCCGAUGUGCACUGGAUGGUGCCGACCUGCGCCGGGGUCAUGUUUGGCAUGGGGUAUCUGUGUCUGUUCAUGGCGCUGCUGAACUACCUCGUCGACGCGUACGAGGUGUUUGCCGCGAGCGCUAUGGCCGCGGCGUCGCUCUCGCGGUCGUCGUUCGGCGCGGUGCUGCCGUUUGCGACUAGGCCGAUGUACAGGGCGUUGGGUGUCGCGUGGGCGACGAGCUUGUUGGGGUUCCUGGCUGUCGCGCUGUGCGUGGUGCCGUUUGUGUUUUUGAAGUUCGGAGGCCGCAUGAGGGAGCGCUCGAAGUUCUGCCAGUAUCUGCGGAUGAAGAAGUUGGAGGAGGCGGAGGCGUUGCGGGAGGAGCGCGAGGGUGCGAAGGAGCCGGAUGUCAGGGUGGGUCCGGAUGAGGUGAAGGGGAAAGAGGGGGUGUAG